AUGGCUUCUCAAAGAACAUCUUUGAUCAUUGCAGCCAUCUUUUUCACCCUCAAUUUUCAUUUUCUUCCACAAACAACUGCGGUUAGAGUGCCAACCGCAAGCUCUCCAUCCGAAUUAAUUGAACAAGUAUGCAAGAAAAGUAAUGACUCCAAUUUGUGUGCCCAAGUUCUGCAAUCUUAUCCUGAAGCAUCAUCAGCAACUGACAUAAAAUCCUUAGCUAAAGCUGUCCUGGAAAUUGCCAACAAGCAAUCAACAACUGUGGGCAACCUCUUUACUGAAUUAAGGAACAAUGGAACUACCAACCCAUCAAUCAAGCCAUCAUUAGAUCUAUGUGCUUCCCAGUACAAUGAUGCAGCUGUGUUCUUCUCCCCUGUUGGGUUAGGAAAUGUUGCAAAAAGUUUGGAAGUUCAUUCUGCUUUAGAUGGUUCGGAAGGUUGCCAAACUGAAUUAGCUGCAAAAGGUGUCAACAUUGAAUCAAUUGCACCUGAAAUUCAAAAGUGGAAGGAACUUUAUGAAGUUUCUAGUUCUGCCAUCUUAUAUGCUGAAGAUUUGUUUGGAGGCAAAGCUGCAGAUGGCCUCGGAUCACAUUUCAAGACCUACUUUUGCUGCCGUCUGGAACUGAGAUCAUGCAAGGUUUCUUCCCCUCCUUGCUCGUUGAAAUGUCGAAGAGGGUUUGCAGAUUUUCAGACGACUCCUCUUCCCUCCUGCAAUUCCUCAGGGAUUCCUUCUCUGUUCUGUACUGUGUGA
Messenger RNA from Linum trigynum, 747 nucleotides. The record is from the annotation of a GenBank genome assembly. NCBI's taxonomy places the organism in Eukaryota, Viridiplantae, Streptophyta, Magnoliopsida, Malpighiales, Linaceae.